UCUUUUCCGUCGCGUGAUCAACACAAGCCUCGACGGCGGCCGGGAGCAUUUUUUUUUUUUGUUGGUAAGUGGCCGGGAGCAUCUCUGUUAAGCCAAACGAGGCUUUAGUUUCCGUCCACAUUCCACAGUUAUAUCCAGAUGGUCCAUUUAUGUCAUUGGUAGUUUCUUCUUUUUGGAGCAAAUUGCAAUGCUUUUGGUUCCAUUCCAAAUAAUCAAAGUGUGAUUCUCGUUUCGAAAUUUCAACAUCACUGGGUCUAUCCUCUAUUUAUACGUCCUUUCAUGUGCUUCCAAUAAUUCAAUGACCUCACCUAAUCUUAUUCAUUGUUGGUGUCUACAUCGACUAAGAUUGGCAAUGAAAGCAUUCUUUUUUCUCAGCUUUGUGUCUUCUACUUUUGCGUGGCCAAUAAUUUGCUUGGAAUCUAGCCUGGGUGCCUUCUAUUUGUUUGUUUAAAACAUCAUUUCCGGCUUUUCACACCCAUGAAACCCCAUAGCUUGAAACAAGCGAUUUCUUUCAUUGUUGAGGAUUUUAAUGUUACUGGGUCGAUACUCUUCAACCAUGAAACAGAGAGUGAUUCUGAAUUUGACGAUUUUGUUCUGGGUUUUUCUUUACGGCUCUGUGUACUGCCAGAGGCCUGCUGUCGUUAACCUUGGUGCCAUCUUUACUUUUGAUUCGGUUAUUGGCAGAGCAGCUAAGACAGCAAUUGAAGCUGCAGUGGCUGAUGUUAAUGCCGACCCUAGAGUUCUCGGUGGGACAAAACUGAAUUUGAUCAUGGAGGAUGCGAAUUGCAGUGCCUUCUUCGGUGCCAUUAGAGCUUUUCGGGUUAUUGAGAAAGAGGUAGUGGCCAUAAUUGGCCCACAGUCUUCUGGAAUUGCUCAUAUGAUUUCUGAGAUUGCAAAUGCUGUUCAAGUACCUCUUCUUUCGUUUGCUGCAACUGAUCCAACUCUGUCUGCUCUUCAAUUUCCCUUCUUUCUACGAACUACGCAAAGUGACGCCCAUCAAAUGGCUGCCAUGGCUGAUUUAAUUGAUUACUACGGGUGGAAAGAAGUCAUUGCCAUCUUUGUGGAUGAUUAUUAUGGGAGAAAUGGCAUCUCUGCUUUGGAGAAUGAGCUUGAGAAGAAAAUGUCAAAGAUCUUACAUAAAUUGCCUUUGCCUGUCUGGUUCGAUGACAGCCUAAUCGUCGAUUUCCUCAAUCAAUCUAAAUCACUCAGUCCUCGUGUUUAUGUUGUUCAUGUUAAUCCUGACCCAGGAUUAAGAAUCUUUACCAUAGCCAAGAACCUUCAAAUGAUGACCGGCAACUAUGUUUGGCUAACAUCAGAUUGGCUUUCGACCACUCUGGAUUCUUUAUAUCCCAAGAAACCAAAGUCACUGAAUCUUCUCCACGGAGUAGUUGGGCUUCGUCCUCAUAUUCCAAAGUCUAGGCAGACUUCGGCUUUUGUUUACCGUUGGAAGGAAAUGCUGCACAAGGCUUUAAUCACUACUGAGCUGAAUGUGUAUGGACUUUAUGCAUAUGAUACAGUUUGGACAAUUGCCUAUUCAAUUGAAAAGUUCAUCAAGGAAUUUGGCAAUGUUUCGUUUUCAUUAAAUGAUAUGUCAGUUGAUACAAGAUCAACUGAUAAGCUGCUGGGGAAACUCAAAGUUUUUGAUGGCGGCACUCUUCUACAUAAAAAAAUAAUGGAGAUAAACUUCACUGGUUUAACCGGUCAAGUUCACUUUGAUCAAGAUAGAAACGUUGUUGGUUAUGGUUAUGAUGUAAUUAAUAUAGACCAGAUGGCCAUCCGUACAGUCGGUUACUGGACAAGUCUUUCUGGGUUUUCAUAUGUACCCCAAGAGAUUUACAAAGAGGAUAGAGGGAUCUAUAAUUUCCACAUGGAUCAGAAACUUAACAAUGUUACGUGGCCUAGUGGAAAGACGGAAACACCACGUGGUUGGGUGAUUGCUGAUAAUGGUAGACCAUUGAUAAUAGGAGUGCCAAAAAGAGUCAGUUUUACUGAAUUUGCGAUGGAAAUGCCUGACAGCCAUAAAAUCCAAGGAUACUGUAUUGAUAUAUUCACUGAGUCAUUAAAAUUAGUCCCGUAUGAUGUUCCUUACAGGUUCGAGUCAUUUGGGGAUGGUCAUUCCAACCCCAGUUAUGACAAGCUUGUGCAAAUGGUUGCAGAUAAUGUAUUUGAUUUAGCUGUUGGGGAUAUUGCAAUAACAACAAACAGGACAAAGUUUGUGGAUUUUUCUCAGCCUUAUGCUGCUACUGGUCUUGUUGUUGUGGCUCCAAUCGACAAGUCAGAACCAAAUGCUUGGGUGUUUCUCCAACCAUUUACAACAGAGAUGUGGUUCACCAUUGGGGCUGCUUUUGUGAUAAUUGGAGUGGUCAUUUGGAUUCUAGAACAUCGGGUCAAUACAGACUUUCGAGGUCCUCCUAGGAGGCAGUUUGCAACAAUAUUUCUUCCUUCAUGUUGCAGGUUCAGCUUCUCAACACUGUAUAAGAAAAACAAAGAAACACCAUUAAGUCCCUUGGGAAGAAUGGUUAUGGUGGUCUGGCUUUUUGUAUUGAUGGUGAUAACAUCGAGCUACACAGCAAAUUUGACUUCAAUCCUCACAGUUCAGCAGCUUUCUUCGCCAAUCACUGGGAUUGACAGCUUAAUUGCUAGUAAUUUGCCUAUUGGGUUCCAAGUAGGGUCUUUUGCUUAUAGCUAUCUCACAGAAGACCUUUACAUUCACAAGUCAAGACUUGUUCCCUUGGGAUCUCCAGAAGAGUAUGAAAGAGCUCUACGUCGUGGGCCAAGUGAUGGAGGGGUGGCAGCUAUCGUGGAAGAACUUCCGUACGUGCGGUUGUUUCUGUCAAACCAAAGUGAUUUUGGGAUCACAGGUCAAUCAUUUACAAAAAGCGGAUGGGGAUUUGCUUUUCAGAGAGAUUCGUUACUUGCUGUCGAUAUCUCCACUGCAAUUCUGAAACUUUCCGAGAAUGGAAAGCUUCAGAGUCUCCAGGAGAAGUGGUUUUGCAAGAUGGGUUGCCCUGAAGAGAGGAGGCAGGACGCGGAGCCUGAGAAACUCCAGUUGAUCAGCUUCUGGGGACUAUAUCUUUUAUGCGGUUGCUUUGCUCUCUCUACACUUUUAUUGUUUCUACUGCGAGCAAUUUGGCAAUUUGUUCGAUACAAACGAAAGCAGAAGAAGGACCCUUCCCCUUCUUCCUCCUCGCCUUCAUCCAGAACUCGUCAUUCUCAACCCAUUCACAACUUUAUUGACUUCAUUGACAAGAAGGAAGAAACUAUCAAGAAAAUGUUUACUCGGCAUGAGAAUCGACAACCUCAACCUGAACCUGGGACAACUGCAACAAGAUGAUAGAUAUUAGUAUUGGUCAGAUGAAAAUUGGGACGUAAUCUGGUUUACCAUAGUAUAGCAUGCAAAUGCUAAAAUGUACUGAAUUAUAAUGGAUGGUUGAUGGAUUCAUUCAUGUAUAUCAAUCAUAUAAUUGUUAA
Tripterygium wilfordii is the source of this 3471-nucleotide messenger RNA. Its product is annotated as glutamate receptor 3.7. Gene Ontology annotation, molecular function: glutamate-gated receptor activity. The transcript has 6 exons. NCBI's taxonomy places the organism in Eukaryota, Viridiplantae, Streptophyta, Magnoliopsida, Celastrales, Celastraceae. The record is from RefSeq and is a predicted model, not a curated record. Gene Ontology annotation, cellular component: plasma membrane. The coding region runs from base 530 to 3334 and encodes 934 amino acids.